CGGAUACUGUUACAAUGUGUACAGCGAAGGAACUGGCGUAAUGUUUAUAGAGUAGGUCAGUCUAGUGUUGCUGUAACGUGAAGUAGGGUGUAUGCAAGUGCUUUCUGCAGAGCUAGUCUUUUGUUGCAGCAGAUGAAGAUGACUUAGUUUGCUUUCCAGCUAUAUAGUUAACUCCAACAGGUUCUACAGUUGGCGAGUUCAACAUUGAUCCCUUAGAGAUUAGACUAUUUCAUCUCAUUGAGAAAUCUGACAGUAUGCUGCCCGAUUCUUGGAUCAGAGGAGGCCCGUGAGACGUUUGAGGAGGGCGCGAAAGCGUUCUGCCAAUGGGAAUCCGGACGCGCGUCCAGCCUGCUCACGCCGCGACACCAGCAAAGAUGCCUUCCAUUGGCCUUUGCCUGCACUGGAGUGGACUGGGGCAAAGACAUGUGUUACCAUGGUGAUCAUUCAUACUAAAACACUGGAAAAGAAGAAGGGAGUCGAUGAUGUAACUUCCAUAGAGUCAGACUUGGAGCUGCGAGGGCGGCCGACCAUGAUGAGCCAGGGGACGGCCCUCUUCUCCUGCGGAGUUAUGGGGGCAGAUCGAUGGCGGGACCUGGGGAGGAGCUGUGCCAUCCAGCGGGCACCGGUUGGCACCAGCCUGGAGAGCCUGUGGGACGGGGUGGCAGAGGCAUGCCCAGGGGGCGGGGGCUGGGCCAGGGAGACGACGGGCACUCCCGGCGCCGUCUCCAUCACCAGCCUGAUUCGGGACCUGAGCUUGAGCGAGGUCAAGGCCGGCCCCUCGGCCUCCACGGCCCCACCCAGCAAGCGGCAGUGCCGCUCCCUCUCCUGCUCGGACGACCCGGGGGGCUGCCGGUCGUCGUGGCGACCGCAGAGCUCGCGCGUGUGGAUGUCGGUGGAGAAGCGCCGCUGUCACAGCGGGGGCAGCGUGCAGCGCGGCGGGGGCGGAUCCGGGGGCGGGGCCGGCGGCGCGGGGGCGUUCCCCGCCAUGCAGCGCAGCUCCAGCUUCAGCCUGCCGGCCCGCUCCAACGCCCUCCCCCUGGGCUUCGAGCUGCCCUGCUUCACCUUCACCAGCCUCCAGCCCUCCCCGCCCCGCCCCCUCUACCUCUCCCACGAACAGAUCUGCCUCCCCGAGGAGUGGGGCCCGUCCGGGGCCAGCUCGCCGGACUCCACCCCCGAGCUGGGCCGCCGCGCGGGCCCCGGGGGCCUGGCCCGGAGCCGCUCGCAGCCCUGCGUCCUCAACGACAAGAAGAUCGGGAUGAAGCGCAGGCGGCCCGACGACUCCCAGCAGGCCCGGCCCUCCCUGGACCUGGCCAAGAUGACCCAGAAACUCCGGAAUUUCCACAGCCUCAGCUGUCCCGGAAUCACUGGGGGGGACUCCUGCCAAUCAAGCCAUACCCCUGCCUCUUUCAGUAGCACCGGCCAAUGCCUGAGCGGCUUCGCUUCGGCGUGCGACCCGGAGCCGCCGCGGCGGUGCAGCGGAGCGGGCGGGGUCGGCGGGGAGGACCCGCCCAGCGAGGAGCUGGACAGCGACUCGGCGGCCAGCGGGGACUCGGCCCCGGGGAACGCAGAGGAGACAGAGACUCACUGGGGAGGGACGCACAGGAACGGGAAGGACGUCUACCAGCUGGGGGGCGAACUGGACAUUGAGCAGAUCGAGAGGAACUGAGCGGGGGCGGGGGAAAAAACGAGGAAGAGAGACGAGCGCAGGGGAGGACGGCGGAAGCGCGGAGGAGGCGCCAGCGCGCGAAAGGAGGACCAAGCAUGUGGAAUUGUGGGAAAGCGGACGCGGGAGUCGGAGGAGCGGCUCGGGGGGGGGGUGGUGCAGGCGGGGCGGGCGGACGCGUGUGGUCUUCCGUCCCGGGACACGCGUGAACGCGGGGGGGGGGGGGUCAGGGGGCGGGUCACUCACUCUGGAGCUCUCUCUCUCUCACAACCUCUCUCCCUCUCUCGGCCUGAAUACCUUGGCGCUUCUGGAACGGAGAGGGGAGCCCGGGGGCUUGUGCAAAUUCCCCCCCGAGGCUCUUUGUGGCGUCUCCUCCGUGUGCGCGUGGGUAUAUGAAGACCUGGGAGAAAGGCUGCUGAGAACAGAGCUCAGAGAUGUGCCCCCCCCUCCCCCCCCCACAUCCAGCCCCGCCCCUUCUCCCGUACAGACGUCUGCGCUCACACAAACUCUGCUAAAUAAAUAAAAAAAGCGUUUCACAAAAAUAACAGGGAAGUUGGUCUGUUGAAUUGUAUUUCCCUCUCUCUCGCUCUGAAACAGAUUUAUGCUAAUAGCGUUAAUUUCUUUCUUUAUUUCUUUUUUUUUUUUAACUAUAAAGCGAUGUAAAACAUAAAAAAAAUCUAUAUGAAUAAACACUGAAUUUUAAA
Anguilla rostrata (American eel) is the source of this 2367-nucleotide messenger RNA. RefSeq names its product family with sequence similarity 53 member B (gene fam53b). Gene Ontology annotation, cellular component: nucleus. The transcript is spliced from 5 exons. NCBI's taxonomy places the organism in Eukaryota, Metazoa, Chordata, Actinopteri, Anguilliformes, Anguillidae. The record is from RefSeq and is a predicted model, not a curated record. Bases 434 to 1666 code for a protein of 410 amino acids. Gene Ontology annotation, biological process: positive regulation of canonical Wnt signaling pathway; protein import into nucleus.